GCAGGGCAGAGCAUCUUUCGUCCAGUGUUUCAUUCCUCCUUCCCCCCCUCCUCCCCCCGCGCUCCUUGAACCAUCUUUGUGUCCCUCUGAUUUAGAGAAGAACCAAACCUUUUAUAAAGUCCAGGCGUUUUUCUACCAACAAAGUUUACAAUUCUCCCCAGCACCGCGGAGCCCUCCUCCUCCGCCACCCAAGGGCUCCCCAGUCCAGCAGCAGCCGCGGACCCCACGCGCUUCCUUGGUCAAGGAAGAGAGCAACGUCGCCUACCGGGAACAUCGCAUCACUCGCUUCAGCAUGCCGGACAAGAAGUUCUUCGAGAACCUGUCGGGAGAAGGGAAAGCCAUCGGGGUGCUGACCAGCGGCGGCGAUGCGCAAGGUAUGAAUGCAGCAGUCCGUGCCGUAGUGCGUAUGGGGAUUUAUGUUGAAGCGAAAGUAUAUUUUAUCUAUGAGGGAUACCAAGGCAUGGUUGAUGGAGGUGACAACAUUGCUGAAGUUUCAUGGGAAAGUGUUUCAAGCAUCCUCCAAGUGGGUGGGACAGUGAUUGGCAGCGCACGCUGCAAACCUUUCCGGACCCGGGAAGGCCGUGUGAGGGCAGCCUGCAACCUGGUGAAGCGUGGAAUCAGUAACCUCUGUGUGAUUGGUGGGGACGGCAGCUUAACAGGUGCUAAUCAGUUCCGUGAAGAAUGGAGUGGACUGCUAGAAGAGCUGGCCAGAAGUGGCGAGAUUGACGACGAAGCUGUUAAGAAGCACGCUUACCUCAACAUUGUGGGAAUGGUUGGCUCCAUCGAUAAUGAUUUCUGUGGCACAGAUAUGACCAUUGGCACUGACUCGGCCUUGCACAGAAUCAUUGAAGUUGUGGAUGCCAUCAUGACCACUGCUCAAAGCCAUCAGAGGACCUUUGUCCUGGAAGUGAUGGGAAGACACUGUGGGUACCUAGCUCUUGUUAGUGCCUUAGCCUGUGGUGCAGAUUGGGUUUUUAUUCCUGAAUAUCCACCUGAGCAAGGAUGGGAAGAUCAGAUGUGCUCAAAGCUUUCUGAGAAUCGUGCACGAAAGAAAAGGUUGAAUAUUAUAAUUGUAGCAGAAGGUGCCAUUGACUGCCAUAACAAAGCUAUCACUUCAGAACAAAUUAAGGAUCUUGUAGUGCAGCGGCUGGGAUAUGAUACCCGUGUAACUAUCCUUGGCCAUGUUCAAAGAGGAGGCACUCCCUCUGCUUUUGAUAGGAUUUUGGCAAGCCGCAUGGGUGUGGAGGCUGUCCUUGCCCUUCUAGAGGCUACACCUAAAACUCCUGCCUGUGUUGUGUCCUUGUCUGGAAACCAAGCUGUCCGCCUGCCUUUAAUGGAAUGUGUGCAGAUGACCCAAGAAGUGCAAAAAGCCAUGGACGGAAGAAAAUUUCUUGAGGCUGUGCAGCUCCGUGGAAGGAGUUUUGAGAAUAACUUGAAUACUUACAAGCUAUUGUCUAACAAGAAAUCAGCUGCAGAGCUUCCCAAGACUAACUUCAAUGUAGCAGUUUUAAAUGUAGGUGCUCCGGCAGCGGGGAUGAAUGCUGCUGUUCGCUCAGCUGUAAGAAUCGGUAUAACUGAAGGACAUAACAUGUUUGCUGUCACGGAUGGAUUCGAAGGCUUUUCCAGAGGGCAGAUCAAAGAAAUCAGCUGGGGCGAUGUUGGGGGUUGGACUGGCCAAGGAGGGUCAAUUCUAGGCACCAAACGCACGCUCCCUGGAAAGUAUUUGAAGAAGAUUGCAGAACAGAUGCGUGCUAAUAACAUAAAUGCCCUCCUAGUUAUUGGUGGAUUUGAGGCCUAUGAGGGCUGCCUGCAGUUAACUGAAGCGCGAUCCCACUUUGACGAGUUUUGCGUCCCUAUCUGCAUGUUGCCUGCCACUAUUAGCAACAAUGUGCCAGGCAGCGACUUCAGUAUUGGCGCUGACACCUCCCUGAAUGUCAUUGUGGAGACCUGUGACCGAAUCAAGUUGUCAGCAAGUGGGACAAAGCGGCGUGUGUUCAUCAUCGAGACCAUGGGUGGCUACUGCGGGUACCUGGCGAGCAUGGGAGGCCUGGCUGCAGGGGCUGAUGUUGCGUACAUCUUUGAAGAGAAGUUUGAUAUCCGGGAACUCCAGGCCAAUGUGGAACAUCUGACUGAGAAGAUGAAAACCAGUAUUCAGCGUGGCUUGGUGUUGAGGAAUGAAAACAGUAGCGAGAAUUACACCACCGAUUUCAUUUACCAGCUGUAUUCUGAGGAAGGGAAAGGAGUCUUUGACACCCGAAAGAAUGUCCUGGGUCACAUGCAACAGGGUGGUGCCCCUUCUCCCUUUGAUCGAAACUUUGGGACAAAAAUAGCAGCAAAGGCUGUCCUGUGGCUUUCAAAGAAGCUGAAAGAAUCCCAUCAAAGAGAGGAAGGAAAAAUAUUUACCAACACUGAAGACACUGUCUGCCUCCUGGGCAUGCGACGGCGGAAUCUUGUUUUCCAGCCUGUGGGCCAGCUUAGGGAUGAAACAGACUUCGAGCACCGCAUUCCUAGGGAACAGUGGUGGUUGAAGCUCCGUCCACUGAUGAAAAUCUUGGCCAAAUACAAGACCAGCUACGAUAUUUCAGAUUCAGGCCAGCUGGAGCAUGUGCGCAGACCAAAACCUACAGAAGCCUGAGCUGAUGACCAAGGAGUUGUAAUGUUGAAGUCAUAAUUGCUCUCUGUUGUGUGUCUACAAUGCUUUGGAGUACUUGUUACAGCUUCUUUUUGUAACAUCUAAGUUAUUGUAUCAGCACUUUAUGUGGGGAGAAAAAGCAAAGUGUCACAGAAGUUUUCUACCAGGCAUUGUCUUAGGCUCCUAUACACACACAAAAACCUAGCACCUGACUUAAGAUAACCCAAUACCAAUGUGAUCCUUAGCAGUAACCUGUGCAAAACCGGUCUAUGCACUCAGUUAGAUGUUAUUCAUCUCUUGCACUUUUACCAGAGAUAAGUGUUUACACUCAAUGAACAUAGAGAGGCUUAGUUUUGUGUCAAAUAAAAUUUUAAAAAUGUAUGUAUACCCCCAAGUGGAAUAAAAUACUGUAUUACAAAUAAGGUUUGGACCAGUCUGUUACACAACCCAAUGUCUGCAACAGCCU
Messenger RNA from Gekko japonicus, 3098 nucleotides. RefSeq names its product phosphofructokinase, platelet (gene PFKP). The coding region runs from base 293 to 2635 and encodes 780 amino acids. Lineage: Eukaryota; Metazoa; Chordata; Lepidosauria; Squamata; Gekkonidae. Gene Ontology annotation, molecular function: AMP binding; 6-phosphofructokinase activity; monosaccharide binding. The record is from RefSeq and is a predicted model, not a curated record. Gene Ontology annotation, cellular component: 6-phosphofructokinase complex; membrane; cytoplasm. The transcript is spliced from 23 exons. Gene Ontology annotation, biological process: fructose 6-phosphate metabolic process; canonical glycolysis; fructose 1,6-bisphosphate metabolic process.